Molecule: messenger RNA, 2700 nt
Organism: Fundulus heteroclitus (mummichog)
Lineage: Eukaryota; Metazoa; Chordata; Actinopteri; Cyprinodontiformes; Fundulidae
Gene: dcp1b
Product: decapping mRNA 1B
Exons: 10
Coding region: 345-2261 (638 amino acids)
Biological process (GO): deadenylation-dependent decapping of nuclear-transcribed mRNA; deadenylation-independent decapping of nuclear-transcribed mRNA; positive regulation of catalytic activity
Cellular component (GO): P-body
Molecular function (GO): enzyme activator activity; mRNA binding
Source: RefSeq, a predicted model, not a curated record
UUUAUUUAUUAUUUUGGUUUUCAGACCGCAACACAUUUCUGUUUAUCGAUUUUUCGGAGCUGAAUUGCAGGCUUUACAACUCGUCGUGCUACUAGUUAUGUCUGAGAUGUUUACAAUCUGCGGGGCUAGACAUGGCCACUCAAAAACUCAGUGAAGACAGUUGGAGCUAGAAAACUUUUUACUAAACUAGUUUUUACUGUACAUAUAAUCAUUCAGAGAAAUUUAAAGGGAGUCUACGGAUAUAACCAUAUUCCCCGCUUGUCGUUUGCUUGUUUUUUAUCGGUCUUUCUGUGAGUCUGUUGACGUUGAAGCUUGCUAGCCGGCUAUCUUCUCCAUAGAGAAGGAUGAGUUCUGCGGCUAACAAUAGCUACCUUGCUGCUAAAGGACUGGACAUAAGUCUGUCUGCCCUGCAGAGACAAGACCCUUACAUCAACGACAUUGUGGACGUGGCCAGCCAAGUCGCCCUGUAUACUUAUAAUAACCGGUCGAAUGAGUGGGAAAAGACAGAAGUGGAGGGCACUUUGUUUAUUUACACAAGACUGGCAUCUCCAAGGCAUGGCUUUACAAUAAUGAACCGCCUCAGUAUGGAGAAUCUAACUGAGCCCAUCACAAAAGACUUGGACUUCCAGCUGCAGGAUCCUUUCCUCCUUUACCGUAACGCACGAUUGGUUAUUCACGGUAUCUGGUUCUACGAUAAGCAGGACUGUCAGCGUAUUGCACAAAGGAUGAAGAUUUUGACCCAGCAGGAGCAGAUCCUCGCUCAGUCUCAGGGUGGUUCCUUACCCCCAGCAGCACCAGCACCAGCAGCGGCAGUAACAGCCGGAGGAGGUGCUGCUGGCUUCGUAGGAGGAAAUAACGAGGCGAAAGCGGUUGACAUAAUUCAGAUGUUGACCAAGGCACGAUCAGAGUACCACAAGUCCGCCUCGGAGCCAAAGGAGAUCGGAGGCAGCAGUGUCCUUAGUGGGAAUCCUAAUUUGAUCAAACCGAUACCAGUUAAACCAAACACUCAGGUCAGUGAAGGUGCCGAUAACACAGUUCUGAGCUUAGCCACUCUGUUGGGCUCUCAACAUCAGCACCACCGCUCUCCUAAAUCUGGCCCGGCUGCCUCCACAUCAGCGGGAAAAGCUGCCCGUCCACCCGUCGCCCGCACACUGACCUACGAGGAUUCAGUAAACUCUGGGAGAAACGUUGCCCCCACUGGAGUUCAAGACCCAGGGGUCGGGCCGAUAGAUGGGGAGGCGGGUGAGAAGGCGCUCCAUCAGCUGCCGAACCAACUUCAACACUGUCCGGCCAUUGCAAAGCUCAUGCAGGGACAGAGGGGGGCCGCAGCAGCCGGGGGCAUGCUUCAAACACUGUCCGAGUCUCCCGAGAACCGGCUGUGCGAUAACGGGGUGCCGCUCGAACACCACCACCACCAUCCCCACCUCCACCAUCACCAUCAUCAGCAGCUCCACUCCCACCACCACCACCACCACCAGGAGCAGCAGCAGCCUGACCCAAUAAAGAGACUCCUGCAAAGCCAUCCGCUUCCUCCACUCGCCACCUCUCUCACCUCUGCUGCUGCUCCGGCUCUGCAGCAGAACCCUCGUGCCUCCUCUCAGCCUGCCCAGUUGGAUUCUGUGUCAAGUUCCCACCUCGAAGUGCAACAAGGUCAGCAGCUGUUCCUCAGCCUGUUGAAGUUGCAGGCAGAAAUCCAGCAGAGAGGGCAGACGGACUCUGCUGCCAUGGGAACAGGUCCAUCAUCCCAGAUGCAAGGUGUGGUUUCUCCUCACGAGCUCCUCCAGAAACUCCAAUUGGUCCAGCAGGAGCAAAACCUGUCCUCUCAGGAGCAUCCUCGAUCCCAUCCACACCCAGGACUGGCACCUCGAUUUCUGGGGCCCAGUCUCAGUCAAAGCCCAGGCUCCUCGUUAGGCACAGUCCCAACGCAGACCUCAGUCGGCCCAGAUCAAAAAGCUGAGCUGCAGUUUCAGAUCAUCUCGCCCCAGCGGAUUCCUGCCACAGUGGCCCCCACGCUGCUCCUCUCUCCCAGUGUCUUCUCUCAGACAAAGCCCAGCAGCGGGUAUCCAGCCGCUGCUCCAGACAGCAGCUCUGCACCCUCAACCCUAUGCAAACCCUCACUGCAGGAGGAGGUCAGAGCUCUUUCUCGAAGCCAGCUGCAAGCAACGCUGCUGCAUCUGAUCCAGACUGACAGCUCAUUCCUGGACUCCAUCUAUGAAGCAUACGUCAGCCGCUUUGCUAACGGCUCCAGCAGCAAGUACUGAUGACGCUUGACAUCUGCUGUCUGUCUGCACACACUCCCUGUCCAAAGGCUGCAUCUGAUAUUUGGUGAACCGCUUCCUCCAAAUCACACUUACAGCGUUUAAUCUGCACAGUCUGACUCUGUUCACUAAGAACAAUCUCCUAAAAAAUAAAUACGGGUAUAGAAAUGCAAAACAUCUGCAAAAAUACAACGUUUAGAUCCUUUUACUCGUUGGGGUGAAAAAGUAGAUAUCUGUCUAUUUUAGAAAUGUAUAGUACAAAUUACCAGGAAGGAGAAACUUAAAGUCUUUACACUGACAAUAGUUAGAACACGCUGCACCGUUAUUCUUUAAAUGCUCCAACUGUUGAUGAUAUUCUGCACAGUUUAUUCAGGUCAUGUAUAGCAAUAUAUCUAUCUAUCUAUCUAUCUAUCUAUCUAUCUAUCUAUCUAUCUAUCUAUCU